This is a messenger RNA of Closterium sp. NIES-65, 3402 nucleotides long. Lineage: Eukaryota; Viridiplantae; Streptophyta; Zygnematophyceae; Desmidiales; Closteriaceae. The record is from the annotation of a GenBank genome assembly.
AUGAAACCGGUCCAGUUGCCGGACGCCACGUCAGGUUUUCUCGAGGUGCCCGAUGUUGUAGGGCAGCGGCGGAUUAGACAGCUGCUAAGCGUCGGCGAUGGGGGAGGUGGGGAGGGCGGGGAGGGUAGGGAGAUCGGGGAGGGCAGGGAGGGCGGAGAGGGCGGAGAGGGCGGGGAGGGCGGGGAGGGCGGGGAGGAGAAGGGCGGGGAGGGCGGGGCUGUGUUGGAAGGAGGGGCAGGGUUCUUGGAGCAGCAGGCAGCGGAUCAGCGGCGCCAGGAGCAGCUGCAACAGCGGGAGGAGGAAGGGUUUAGUUCUGUGCUUGAAAUGGUGGUAAGCUCAACAGUCGAAUCGUCGUCAAGCAACGUUCCUACUACCACGAGUAACGGGCCCGCUAUUAGCGAGUACAAUCUCUUCGUGGACUCCCCCGAGAUACAGCGCGAGCUGCGCGCGGUGGAGGAGCGCAGCGGAAUUCCCUGGGCCUCCCUGCCCGCCGCUUGGUGGGGCGACGCGGCGCCGUGGCCGAAACUACAAGGAGGUUUCCUCUGGGACGACGGUGGCAACCGCGAGAGCGACAAUAACGGAAGUGACAAUCACAAGAGCGGGAGAAAUAACUCGGAGGCGCUCCGGACCCCCGUCCCCGGCGAUCCCUCCCGCGCGCUCCCCGCUCCCCGUUCCCCCCGCCGAUUCCUGUUCUUCUCUCUGCGCAACGAGGCGUGCGCGGGGGUGGCGCACACGCGCACCAGCCUCGCGUGCCAGCUGUCCGUCGCGCGCGCGCUCGGUCGCACGCUGCUCGUGGACGCGUCCCAAUGCACCGCGCCCGAGCACGUGCGCGCCGCCGGCACGCGCCGGCACGUGCAGCCUCUGUUCGCGUACUUCGACCUGGCGCGCGUGAGCCUUGCGCCCGUGCUUCCGCUGCAGCGGUUCGCGCAGGAGAGCGCGCUGUGGGGGGAGCGGAACCAGGGAGGGGCGGGGGGUGAGCAAGGAGAACGGAUGGAGAAUGGGGAGAAUCGGGAGGAUGGGGAGUGGGCGCAACAGGGGGAGGGAGGAUGGCAGGUGAAGGGUCAGGCGGAACGGUUAACUGCUGCAAUAGCUCCGGAAUCGGCAAGCCUGGAGGACCUGCUUCGGCUAUCCGAGCCUGUGCUGCUGGUUCGGCAAGCAGCCACGGGAUUCGCGGACUGCGAAGACCCCAGGAACGGCGGCCUGGUGUCUUCUGAUUGGUCGGCCAUAGAGUACCGGCAGGAGCUGUGGGCGGUAGUGUGGCAGAUUAUAGCGAGUAUGGACGGAGGGGACUAUGAUGCUGUGCAUAAGCUCCCCCGACUCAUCCCCCCCGGGCAGUCGGUGUACAUCGCGAGUGACGAGGCCCCGUCCUUGUUUUACCAUCUCGUGUAUACCCUUAUGCACCACUCUGCCUUGUUCCCUCCACUUGCUCCCCCUUCGCUUGCCCUCCCUCAGCCUGGCAAGAAGCUCCCCCAACUCAUCCCCCUGGGCAGUCGCCUAGCACAGAAGCUCCCCCAACUCAUCCCCCCCGGGAGGUCGGUGUUUAUUGCGAGUGACGAGGCCCCCUCCUUCUUUGAUCCGCUGCGAGCAAGUCCAGGCGGGCAAAGGAACGAAGGGGGUGGAGGAAGGGAAAGAGAGCGAGGGGAGCACCAGAGCGGUGGGGGCCAAGAGGUGCAAGUGGGAGACGAGGGGCACGGGGGGGACGGGGGGCAAGGGGGGGACGGGGGGCAAGGGGGACAAGAGGGCGGAGGGAAGGGAGAGGGCGGAGGGAAGGGAGGGGGUGGAGGGGGCGGAAGGGGGCUGUACCGAGUGCACAUGCUGGGGGAUUAUGCGCACCUGUGGGGGGAAGGCAGCGACUGGUGGAGGGCGCAACUGGCCCUCAUGAAGGGGCAGGGGGAGGUGGGAUUUGAUUCGUACAUGGAGGUGAGUUCCGAGGCCUCGACACUCAAAGAGUGGGGUGGGGGGGGGGGGGUGGCAUUUGAUUCUUACAUGGAGGUUUUGCCAAUCGCCCAAGCAGUUUGGGUUGACGGCCACAUCGCCCAAGCGAUUUCGCCAGAGUUUCCAACGGGUCCCAGCAGAGACGAGGGGUGUCCUGGUAGGAAGGAAUGUUCAGGAGGCCAAGCUGACGCCAGAAUGCUCCAAGCAGUCCGCGCCAUUCCCGCCGACCCCGCCAUCCCCCCCGACCCCGCCAACCCCGCCGACCCCGCAAACCCCGACAUCACUACUAAUCCCGUCACUAUCACCGAUCCCGUCCCCGACUUCGAGCCGCAAGCCGCGGAACCUACCGACAUUGCUGGAGCUCCCGCUCCCUCCGAAAGCACCACCGUCGCCGCGCCGAACCCGAAAGCGAGAGGCCACGCUAACCACAAGGUCAAUGCCGCCAACCCCAAGGGCAAGGUCGAUGCGCCAAAGGGCAAGGCCCUUGGGGGUAAGGCUGCCCCUGGCGGAAAGCAGGCCCCUGGCGGAAAGCAGGCGCCGGGCGGAAAGCAGGCGCCGGGCGGAAAGCAGGCGCCGGGCGGAAAGCAGGCGCCGGGCGGAAAGCAGGCGCCGGGCGGAAAGCAGGCGCCGGGCGGAAAGCAGGCGCCGGGCGGAAAGCAGGCGCCGGGCGGAAAGCAGGCGCCGGGCGGAAAGCAGGCGGCAGGCGGAAAGCAUCAGGGCGCAGGCGCAAUCCGCGGACCAAAGGCGCAUCCCGCCCCCAGCCCCGCCCCCAGCCCUGCCGCCGGUCCCGCGGUCGCCCCCAGUCCCAGCUCGGCGGAAAACAAGAAGAAGCCGCUGGGGAAGCAGGUGGGGAAGGUGGGGACCGUCCUCCGCGGAUCGUCCGUCAUCACCGCAGCCGGCGGCGACGAGAACGCGACGGGCAACGCGAUCCUGACCGUCUAUAAAAGCGGCGCGAAGAUGAACGUCAGGUAUAUCCUGUCCGUACGCCGCGUGUCUGCGGCCCAGCUGCCGAUGGGUGCAACGAUUAACAGCGGCGCCAGCAACGCGACUGGGCCGGCGGUGGUCGAUUUCGCCGGAGCUGAUUGGGUGAACACGACGGGCGUUGUUCGCACGCAGGCUGGUGACGUCGUUCUCGCGUCGUCCGUCGCAGAGAACUCGACGGAGGCGGCUGUCGCCGAGGCCGCGGACGACCAUCUCAGCUAUGCGACGACUGGAGUGUGGGAAGACGUCGACAACAUUCGCACGGCCUCUGGCGAAGCCCUUUCCACUGUGAUCGAUAAAAUUCUGGCUGACCCGGGCAGCUUUUACCUGGUUGUCGCAACCCCGAAUUUCAGCGAGGGGGCUGUGCGCGGGCAGUUGCGCAAGGGCACCGGCGCAACUGUGCUUCCGCCAGGCCAUCAGCGCCAGUGGGAGCAACGGGGGAAGAAGGCGGGUAAGGGGGAGAAGGGAAAACCUCCCCGCAACUAG